GUGAUGUAGUGUUUGAUGAAGUAAGCACCUAGUCUUGGAUAGAAAAAUUUGGUCAACAGAUUCUUACAGAUUUUGAAAAUGGUGAAAAUCUGACUGUGCAAAAUUCAAGAGGUUAAAUGCAACAAAAUGGAGGUCUAACUUUCGCAAACCUCGAGGCUUCCAAAAAGGCAAAGGAGGAAAGUCUACCUGUUGCAGCAGAACACAGUACUGGAGGAAGUCUACCAACAACACCGGAACUAGAAUUUAGAACUAGUUCAAGAUCUCAAUGCAAAAAAAGAAGACCAGCAUGGUUGGAGGAUUAUGAGGCCAUGGCAGAUGAAAUUGGUUCUAUUAAAAGGAACCAGGCUUGGGAGUUGAUAGAUCUUCUAGAAGGGCACAAGACAAUUGGUGUUAAGUGGAUUUACAAGACAAAACUCAGAGAAAAUGGGGAGAUUGACAAAUUCAAAGCUCGCUUGGUGGCAAAGGAUUACAAGCAAGAGUUCGGCAUUGAUUAACAAGAAGUUUUUGCUCCAGUUGCAAGUAUGGAUACCAUCAUAUUGGUGAUUGCAUUAGGAGCACAGAACUCAUGGCCGAUCUACCAGCUUGAUGUGAAAUCGACCUUCUUGCAUGGAGAUCUACAAAAACAAGUAUUUGUUGAUCAACCUCCUAGUUAUGUGAAACCUGGUUUUGAGCAUAAAGUUUAUAGAUUGAA
This is a messenger RNA of Rubroshorea leprosula, 691 nucleotides long. Lineage: Eukaryota; Viridiplantae; Streptophyta; Magnoliopsida; Malvales; Dipterocarpaceae. The record is from the annotation of a GenBank genome assembly.